This is a messenger RNA of Chrysochloris asiatica (Cape golden mole), 789 nucleotides long. RefSeq names its product kallikrein-1-like. The transcript has 5 exons. Gene Ontology annotation, molecular function: serine-type endopeptidase activity. Lineage: Eukaryota; Metazoa; Chordata; Mammalia; Afrosoricida; Chrysochloridae. The record is from RefSeq and is a predicted model, not a curated record. The coding region runs from base 1 to 789 and encodes 262 amino acids. Gene Ontology annotation, biological process: proteolysis.
AUGUGGUUCCUGGUUCUGUGCCUAAUCCUGCCCCUGGGGGGCACAGGCGCUGUGCCUCCUAUCCAGUCUCGGAUCAUUGGAGGCUGGGAGUGCCAAGAGUAUUCACAACCAUGGCAGGUGGUUGUGUACAAUUUCCACAGGCCUGAGUGUGGAGGUGUCCUGAUAAACCCCAAGUGGGUGCUCACGGCCGCCCACUGCAGAAGCAAGAAUCUCCAGGUCUGGGUGGGCCUCCACAAUCUGGAUGAUUUUGAAGAGCCAGCUCAGUUUGCCGAAGUUAGCACCAGCUUUCCACACCCAAGCUACAACGUAACUUCCAAGAACCAGCCUUCCAACUUCCUAGACAAGGCAGACUUCAGCUAUGACCUCAUGCUGGUUCGCCUGAAGGAGCCCGUGAAGAUCACCCAUGCCGUGAAGGUUCUGGACCUGCCCACCACGGAGCCUGAAGUGGGCAGUAUCUGCACUUCCGCAGGCUGGGGCAGCCUCGAUCCAAAUGGCGAUGUAUAUCCAGAUGAUUUGCAGUGUAUAGACAUGAAAAUCUUUACGAAUGACGUGUGUGCCAAAGCCCACAUCCAUAAAGUAACAGAGUCUAUGCUGUGUGCUGGGCAUUUGGAAGGAGGCAAAGAUACCUGUGUGGGUGACUCGGGCGGUCCACUGGUCUGCAAUGGCGUGUUGCAGGGUAUCCUGUCUUGGGGUGACAACCCAUGUGGCCAAGUCGGAAAGCCAGCUGUCUACACCAGAGUGCUUUCAUAUGUUACCUGGAUCCGGGAAACCAUGGCGGCCAACCCCUGA